AAGAAGAGCUCGCGGUAGGUAGGGAUAAAGACCGCGGCAGUGAUGUAGUUACGCGCCGACUAGUUCGCCCGGCGACUCAAAACGGCCGGCACGCUUUUCGCGGCCCUCGCUAAACUGUCAAACUCGCGAACGAUAGCAAGCAUCCGUGACUGGUCCGGCGGUUCAUUAGCGACACUCGUCAUCUCGUCGCUUCGAUGCCUCAAGGGUGAUAUCUCGAAGUCAUUCUCAGCGUGACGACGACGACGGAGACGCGCAUCUGGCUGAGACGCGCGUCACGUGGUUACGUAACGAAAAAGAGAAAGACGCGGGGAAAGACGGAGGGAAGUUGAACAGUGACGGGAAAUUCGCGAGGCUCGGGCGUGCGAAGUGCGCGGCGGAUUCGCGCGGGGUAGAGGAGCGGGAAAAUCUAACGAGCCGUGCGAGUUGUUGGUGUGCUAAUAAAACGUAUGACCGAUUUAUCCCCGUGAAGAGCUUUUCACAGUGGUUACUCGUCCACGGUAUCCCGUACUGUGUGUUACCGACGCUCGUGGGUAUCUCUGUCAAAAAUCCUAAAUCAGUCUCUCUGUAUGAACCCUUUCGCUGCGUACGACGUGUACGCAAAAUAUCACCGAAAAGUAGCUUCUCAAUUGCAUACGUCCUGCAUAUGCGUCGUGGAAAAUCGUUCGUUAUUUACGGAUACCGUACAGCAUUUCGUUCGAAACUUUGUUGAAAUUUUCUUUAUUAUAUUACCCCGCCUCAGUGUCACGCAAUCGAAUAUCGUGCCGCGCGUAGUAAGCACUUUCGUUUGGAGUGCGCCGCAGCGAAAAGCUUAAAUCAAUACCUAGAUUCAAGUCGACAUUUUCACUAUAAUUAAUGUUUUAUGAUUAAAAUUAUUAUUAUUAUUACACGUCAGUACUUAUAUAUUAAUGUAUUUUGCAACUCUUUUUUCCUCUGUCUGUUCAUCUAUAUUUUCAUUUAAUUAUGGCCGCAUCCCAAAAAUGUGCUGAAAGUACUGACAGCAUUGAAAAUCCAUAGUAUAUGUAACAUGAACUAUAAGUUUUCAAUUCAGCACAUUUCGGAAUACAGUCUAUGCGUAUUAAAGAACGCUCCCCGUUAAUAAAGAUUAUUAUUAUAUUAUUAUUAUCAUUAUUAUUAAAAUCAAAAAGGGAAGUCUCCGAUCGUUCGAAAUGUAAUAAUAUCGAUUCGACAUUCCGAAUUGCGCGAGGCGCGCUCAGAGGUACCGAUGAACGUCAUUCGUCGUACAGCACGGAAUAUCGCAGCUUUUCAUGGGAAACAUUCGGUCAUACGGAGGAGGAAGCAACGAGUGUGGCACGAUGUCGAUGCAACCGACUGACAGGGUAGUCGCAAAAAUACGGCUACUCCGAGAAACGACUGUUUCCGUUCGCGGCGGCACUCUCCCGGAAUAAAUUCGCGUCGAAAGAUGAAGCUCAGACUCCACGCCGUUAGCCAGCCAACGGUGAUUUGUCGAUGGCACGCUAAUAGGGUAUUUAAUGACUCGAUUGGCGAAAUGACCGCCGUCCGAGCGCAUGACUUCAUUAAAGAGGCGAUGCGCGCGUAACGCGAGAACUCGCUGCCGCUGCCGAUCCGUCGUGGCGAGUCACGAACCGAUUCCUCAACGAGAAGCCAUCGCAUGUACGGUGCUUUCUGAGGCGCGAAGAAAUGGAAAGAACGGGACACGGACACGAUGCAGAGAAGAGACACAAGCAGACCGACCAGGCGGGAAGAGAAGGAAAGUUCGUUUCUCUCGUCGCGGAAUUCCGGUCAGAACGACAUCAAGAAAUUGCGCAGGGAGAACGAGCAACUGCGUAGGGAGAUAUGGAGUCUCAGAGACGAGUACGACAAGCUCGAGGAGAUCCUGAAGAGGCAGAAAAUCCGCGGCGAAAGCGAAGAGUACGAGGAUCGCUCCGAGGAGGAUGACGGCCUGCAGUCGGACUUCUCCUGCGAGGAGGACGAGGGCGGCGAGCACGAGGAAUACGAGGGGAGUAACGAGAAGACGAGCAAGGGCUUUAACGAGGAGGAGCAGCUAGAUAACGCGGAGAACCAGAAGAUCUCCUUCGAGAAGAUGAGCAGCAGUCUGCACCGGCUGCACGUGGAGUUCGACGAUCUGUCGGUCGUCGAGGAGGAGGAGGAGCUGCGGAAGGAUAAGGAGAGGAAGGAGGCGACCCCGUCGUUGGAGGAGCCGAGGAGCGAUGACGGCCGGCACCUACCGCCGCCGUUUCUCGGCCCCCGGCAGCUCCACGAUAACAUCCCGUUUUAUCCGGCGACGUACGAGCCGACGGGCGCUUUCAGCGGAACCAGUUAUUACACCGAGUGUCCGUUCGAGUUCCCGAAUACGGUUGAUUUAAUGCUACCUACGGACGCGUUAUUGGCUUCGCCUUGCCCGGGAUUACAGUCCGACCCGUUGAUCCCGUUAGUCGGCAUGGACUCUAGAUCGCUAGAUCAAGCGAUCGAGCCGAUGUUACCUCGAAUCCACGUCCCGCCCGUCGGUUGGCAGAACGACGUGGUUCCCCUGAAACAUCCGUCGGCCUACUCUGGCACGAACGUCACACCCGGCGCGUCGGAGAUGCAAGCGACGGGAACGCCGGACUCGAAGAUGACUUCUUCGUUGGCGAGCGCCACGUCGUCCGAUAUUCAGAGCUUCCUGAGGCGUAAAAACGCGAAGCAAUCGAUGAGGACCCAAGACGCGUCGACGUUGUCGAGUCCCGAGGAGACGGUCGGUAGAAACGCUUGGAACGUCGGCGUGGACUCCGUCGACGGGCAAGACGAGAGGAAAGACGGGAGUCGAAAAGCCGGGGAGACCAUCGUGCCGGAGAGGCCGAGGCACUUCUUCGCGCCGUUGCCCAGCAAGCUGAAGAAACAGGAGGAGGAGUCGCCGACCGCCAGCACGAGUCACUUCGGCACCGGGACUAGCUCGAGCAGCGGUAAGACCGCCUCCACAGUGAUCUCCCGCACGAAUCCUUUCGCCGGGCAGAAAGGCUCGGCGGACAUCUACGUGAACGGCGCGGUGGCUUGCGACGGAGAGGACGUCUCGAGGGAGCGUGACGAGUCGAGGACAUUCCUGAGCACGGACAACCUGCUGCUCGCGGAGUACAGCAGAGUUGCUGGAAGCGGCGGUCAGCUGAUGAAGUCGGUAUCCUGCCAAGACCUCUCGAGCGAGUGUCAAAGCGCGGCGCAGCACUGCAAACUAAGUCACAUCGACGGCAAGUCCCAGAUGCUCGCGAAGAGCGACAACACGUUGGAUAACAUAACGAGCGGGCCGUACAAGAGUCACCUGAACGUGACACUGAAGAUACCUCGAGCCGAGCAAGCGCCGAGCCCCGAGACGCCGGAGAUCCCCAACUUGCCGUCGAUAGACUACCGUCUCUUCAAGAACCCCUUCCUGAGGAACUUCGACAAGCUCUGCCCGAACUAUCGAACGGAGCCGAGUUCGUCCGCCACCAAGCCGCUCUCCGUUCAAGUGAACGACGACGGUGCCGCUUAUCAGUACGGUAUGUCGGCUUUCGGACGCGUGCAUUUGGACGAGAGGUUUCACGUCGCUCACUUGUCCGAUAAGAAUCGUCUGCUGAUCCCCAGCGACCAACUGAUGGGCGGCAAGCAGGAUAUUCAAGUGACCUCCUUCGAGAGACCGAGCCCUUGCACCCUGAUACCUUCCGCCACGUCGUACGAUCUGUCGACGUUGCGGAGGCUGAACGCGAAUCGAUACCUGCAGAAUCAGAAUCCGUAUCAGAGCGUGCCGUUCGUGGCGUCGCGCGGUCAGUUUUAUCCGCAGAGAGCGGGUGGAAUGGUGUACUAUGACAAUGUAGCGGCGAAGGUACCGGCGCAGACACAGACGUCGAUCGACGGCGACUCGCACCAUGAGGACGAGCACCCGGACGAGGAGACGACGAGCGCGCCGAAUUCGCCGAGUGGACAGAGACGGAAGAGGAUCGUGAAGAGGGACAAGGCUACGGUCAAGGAGCAACGACCGCUAUCGCCGGCAGCGCAACGAAGACUGAGGAAACAGAGCAGCGUCACGUCGACGGACACCCCCGAUUCACCGGGGAAAAUGGCGCGGAAGAGACUGAGGAAGCUCAGCACGACGACCACGUCGGACGUGCAGGAAGACAAGAAUGAGAGCCGGUCGUCGUCCUCGGGUCAGGACUCGCCGCGCAAGGACCAGAACAGGCGCGUGUCUGUCUACAUCAAUUCCAAGAGACGAUCGUCCCAGACAUCCCUAAAGACCUCGCGCAGCGGCAGUGUGGACGCGUCCAAGGACAAAUAUGCGGACGGCGGCGCGUUGAGUUCGGAACGCGAGAGGACGAACUCGGUCAGCAGUCGGGAAACCGCCAGCGUGAAAGCUCGCAAGACGAGUACCAGUAGCGGUAAUGUGCCGUGGUGCGCGUGUUGGGGAAAUGGUUGCAUUUAAUCACAGUUGUGUAUUCAGUGUCCCGUUCAGGGACGUGACUAGGGAGGCAGGACGAGGCGCCAAGUGAUUUUCACCCUCAAAAUCGAGAAGCGAAUGGUAAUCCGAGGAUAUCGCUCGUGUAUUAUAUAACACAUCACUCGCUAUUUAGAUGGUAUCUGAUAUUUUUUUUAUGUGAUCAAUCCGUGAAACUGAUCUAUUUCCGUAAGAACGAGAAGACAGAUUACAAGGUUACAUAAUAAUGUCCGGGGACAGGUAUCGCUUGAAAUUACCACGAGUGUUAAUAGCAACGCGUAUUACUGCUUCUUAUCGUGCAUCAGUUUUGAGGACUGACAUCCACCACAGCACACAUAUCAUAUCGCCGAUCCCGGCGAUUCGCUCCCACAAGAGGCGAUCAUACCGAGAUGUCCUUUACAUUACGUCACUGAUCGCACCUGGAUGCGAUUCGACGUGUAUAUAUUACCGUAUGCAUCUCACGACACACAUUAAAACGGGGGAGCUAUUGGCCAAAGCGACACUGUCGGCCUUAUUUAUUUAAGACAGCUACGAUUUGUGUCAACAGCGAAAGAUUCUUGCUUUCUGAUUCUCUCGGCCGUGAGAGGGGCCAGACCGACUGAAUAAUUCGAAGGGCAAAUACCAAAGGGAAAUGCUGAUGGGCCCCGGAGUGAAUUCAAGAAGGAAGAACCCUUAACCCCUCCGUGACCGUCGAUGCAAGAGAACCACCACUGUAGCCGGUAGUGCAGCUCGUAAAAUAAGCACAGACAGCGGUACUACUGCGGUGUCCUAACGCGAGCCCGGCUGUCGGCCGGGGUGACAGUUGUAUCUAAACUGGUUCUACCAAGAGACCACGAAGGCGAGCCUGCGUCCGCUCUUAAGGCAAAUUUGCCGAAGUCCGCGUGAGCGUGUCCUAAACCGCGCACGUCGCGCGGACAAUGGUACGCGGCUCCGCUCGAAUUAUGUGGCUUCCCUCUGGUGGCGUGCAACGAUCCACGGUUAAGAGUUUCUCGAGAGUUUCUCGGUUCCCCGAGAGAUAGUUUCAACCCGUCAAAUAGCUAAUUAUAUUACGCAUCUUCAUGUACACAAGACAUCGUUCAAACGUAGGUUAUUUAUUAUUUAUUGGUGUAUGUAUUUUGUACAGGAUGUUAGGUUCGCCGCGAGCACCAUGAAAAAGGAAGAUACUAACUAGAAAUUAGUCGGUUUUAGAAAAUUGCUGUUACAAAUGUAUCGGUCCUUGAUUAUCACGCGUUUUAUUACUUCGUAAUUAUGACGUAGGAUGUAUUGUUUUAUAGUUAUGCUAUGUGCAUACAACACAUACACACACACACACACACACACACACGCAGGAUUCAACGAAACGUCGUAUACGAAGUGAAAAGUAUUAUUAUUAGUCGUUCAUUAACUGUCAUAUAAUUGUUCGCACUUUCGAUAUUUUAAUUUGUACACGGAAAUGAUGAAUUACAACAAAUGGUGAUUGGCAAUGAGUAUUCCACGCAUUUACGUAGUCGGGUUAAUGUUUAAAAUAAUGACGACGAGAAAACAGAUGUAUAUAAAGUAACCGCGUGCCGUAUACUAGUAUAUUCUUGUAUAUUUUGAUAACUAAUUUAUACGUGUUAAUACAAUUAGCCGAGCCGUUUGAUAAAAGGGUUUAUAUUAUUUAAAAUUAUCUACCAAUGGUUAUCGGAUGAUGAUGUGAACAAACAAUAUCGCCAUCUCCAUAACUCUGCGGAACAUCGAUUAUUCGCUUGCGCGAAAUUUAUUAAUGAGCCAAGGGAUACAAGUGAAACUCAGCAGCAAAGUUCGCGAUUAUCUCUCCUCGAAACUUCCACGCUUUUCUAUUCGUCGUUGAGUUACGUAAAAGUGAGAAGAGGGGGAGUACGAGUGGAGAAAUGGGAAACAUAAUAGAAAAAAAUAUGUAAUUAAAAUGAGAUAUUAUACAUAUUACCAGGGGGAAAAAGUGGAGUCUUAAUUGCAACACGUCACAGUUGUUAGGAAUUAUCUCGCGACCUUAAUUGUUACUUUAGGAUAUAACCGAAAAUUAGACGGUCGUUUUUCCACUACAUUUAAAGUAAUAACCGCGCGGAAUGUGAAUUUUGCACGAUUCUCGCAAUCGUUUUAAUUUUAUUCCCGUGUCCGACAAGGCGACGCGCGACGGACACGUUCGUCACAAAUGAAUCUUUAAUAACGUACGUAACUAGAAUCUUUUGAGGCCGCGCGUUAUUGAAUCACACGGCCAUUUAUCUCGCGGAACGGGCCGACCCAAAUAUUAAUUAAUCUCGGAUAUAAAAAGCGAGCUACGCUAUGUACAAUUUCGAGGCGCGCAAUUCUGGGAAAAGCCAGUCGGAUCGUAAGCGCGGUACGGACGUGUCAGCGACGAGGACGGCAAAGAAGAUUGUCGGUGCAAUUAAAAUGCAAAUCAUCCCUUUUCCCGUGGCUCGUCCGCUAGACCAUCUUUCCAGGAGGUCCCUGGUCCUCUUGCGUCCUCGCAAUCCUACACCAUAAUGGUAACGCCGUCACCGAUUAACUUAGAACUAGUUUAGGAGCGACUCUCUACUCCACUCGACACGACUCGACUCCGCUUGGCUGCGCGAAGCACACAAGGAGCAGGAACAGGACUCGAUAUUUCUCUCUCUCUCUCUCUCUCUCUCUUUCCCUCCCUCCUCUCUUUCUUCCACACACCGUCUGUCUCUCUCGCAAAGUGGCACGUAAAUGGAAGAUGGCACGCUAAUACGAUCUAACAUCAUUUGCAAAUGUCACAGCGAGACGUGCUCUCGGCACAACCAGCGCGCGAGGUACGUGAAAGAGAGAGGAAAAGAGAGAGAGAGAGAGAGAGAGAGAGAGAGAGAGAGAGGGGAGGAUAGAGAGAGAAAUGCCUUUCGUCUUAUCGUAGGAGGAACAGACCUCGCGCUGCGACGAAUAUGGAAAUUAUAACUCCAGACCUCUAAGAUCAUCUCGACACAUUAUGCGCCAAGGAAUUCGAUAAUCCGUGUUGAUUAUCGCUAGCGUGUGCAAGUUGGCGCAGCCGCGGAGUAUAAUUAAAAGCAAGACUGAAUGUUUAGGAAGGACACGCAGACUUUGUCAGAUUAAAAAUCCGUGCGGAGGAUGGAGACACCGAGAAUUCCAAUUUUGUCAAUCGUGUUCCGAAUAUGUUACUGAAAAUUUCGAUUCUUAUAUUCGUAUAUAUCCGGAAUAAAAGUAUUCAAUUGUGCUUCGAUGUCUCGAA
Messenger RNA from Dinoponera quadriceps, 7622 nucleotides. RefSeq lists its product as uncharacterized. The transcript is spliced from 3 exons. Lineage: Eukaryota; Metazoa; Arthropoda; Insecta; Hymenoptera; Formicidae. The record is from RefSeq and is a predicted model, not a curated record. Bases 1685 to 4405 code for a protein of 906 amino acids.